GAACUUACACGGCUUAGCCGCGCCGGCCCGGACAGCUCCCGUCUGUCGGCAAACGUGGAAAUGAUUCAUCGAGCGAACAUUGCUGCCAGUAUAUUUAACGAGUACUUCUAGACAUGGAAGAGCCGGAAGCUCAAGCAGCGGCGCUGCAGUUGUUCGGCGGAAAGCUCUUCGUGGUGCAUUUGGCCGUGCCGAGUGUCAGCGCUGGAUUCACCGCGAGGCUGCGAAAGCUUGUACUCAAGAGCAUAUUCGCGAACGGGGGUCACAUCAUUGGCACGGAUGACGCCUACGUGGAGGGGGCGGACUAUGUGAUCGCCACACACGAGCAGCAGGCACUGGUGCAGCAGACCCGCGAGGCUCAGGCAGCGGGCGCGGCCGCCUGUGUGUUCGGGCCGCAGUGGGUGCUGGCAUGUGUGGAUGAGGGGCAGCUGGUGGAGGCCAAUGAUGCUUUCGGGCUGCUGGCGGCGCCGCCGGAAGUUGGCAUCCCAGGAUUCCGGGAGAACUGCGGCUGCAUCCACGUGUCAGGCAUACCCUCCGACAUCAAGAACCUGAAGCUGCUGCUGCAGUACUGGGUGGAGGGCAUGGGCGGUCGCGUGGAGACGGAGGCGGUGGGGGCGCACGUGUCGCACGUGGUGACGUGGCAGGAGGGCGCCCUGCUGCCCAGGCACCUGGCCAUGCUCAGCAGGUUCCCGCACAUCCGGUUUGUCAACUACCGCUGGGUCAUGGCGUGUCACGACUCAAAGGCGCUCAUCAGCGAAGAGCCCUUCCUCCUGCAACUGCCGGACGCCGGGGCGGGCACACAGUCGGGCACCCACGCGGGCACACAGGCGGGCGCCCGCGAGGACACGCCCGGCGAGCAACAGCAGGCGCCACAGGGGCAGUCGCCGCAGAAACAGUCGCCGCAGGAGCGGGAACCCAAAGCUCCCGACGGAGCCCAGCACCAGACUGGGGCGCCGCAACUGCAGCAGGAGCCGCAGCCGCAGGACCUUCCGGGUCCACAGCACCAAGAGCCACAGGCGCAGGACCUUCCAAGUCCACAGCCUCGGCAGCCGCAGCAGCAUGGGCUGGAUGUGCAGCACGAUGCGGCGGGGUCGCAGCAUCAGUCUCAGGAGCAGCCCGCGGAGGAGCCGCCGCCGCCACCGCCGCAGCUGCUGCAGGACGCAAAUACCUAUGAGCAGCAGGGGGGCGAGCAGGGCCAGGUGGAUGGAAGUCGGUUGGUUGAGAGUCUGGCAGGUCCGCCCGCUUUUGCGCCUGCGGUUGGGGUGAAGCAGGAGGCAGAGUGUGCGGCGCAGCAGAUGGGCCCGGCGCCAGAGCUGCGGGCACCGCAGCAGCUACAGCCGCAGCUGAUUGGGCAGCAGGAGCUGCUGACUGGCGCAGCUGCUGGGCAGCAGCUCCCCGUGCAGCCAAUGGGAGGUUGCAGGGAAGCUGGUGAGCGGGCUGCAGGUGGGGCAUACCAGCUGCCUGUGGUACAAGAAGAGCAACUGGCUGCAGGCGCCCAGAAGGCCGGUGUGCCGCCCCACGAGGCGCCCGCGCCGGACAUGGACAUGGACACGGCACUGCCACUCGUUUCCCAGCACCAGGAGCACCAGCAAGCGCCGGAGCUUCAUCCGCACCAGGGACAACAUGACCGGCAGCAGUCCGGGACCGCUGCAGGCGGUGCCAAGGCGACGGAGGCAGAGGCGGAGGCCGCCGCCUGCGCCAUGUGGGUCAAGCCCGAAGCAGCUGAUGCAGGGCCCGUGGGCGUCGUGGGUGCCGAGGGCAACAUUGGCCACGACGGCUCACGCCGUGCCCCGCCGCAGCCGCUUCUGCAGCCGUGUGCGCACCUGGCGGAGCCGCAGGAGCAGCCGCUGCCAGAGGCGGAGCCGGGGGCGCCGCGUGAAGAGCAGGCGCAGGCGGGGCUGGACGAUGCGCCUGGACUUGAGCAGCCGUCUAAUCAUGAGGAGACGUGGCCGCAGGCGCAACACAGCCAGGAGCAGGAGGGCCAGGGACAGCAGGAACAACAGGAUCCGCAAGACCAGCAACGACAGGAGCAGCAACGCGACCAGCAGCAGGAGGAGGUGCCACCGCCCGGCUUCACGCCUCCGCAGCAUCACAGGCAGCAGCAGCCGAAGCAGGCAGCGCAGCCGGCCCUUGCUGCCAUCAAGCCGGAGCCGCGCGGCGAGAGCCUGGGCUGUGUGGGUGUGCCACCCGGGGUCGGUGUGUUGCAGUCACCGCAUGCUGUGGAGGCGGAGGCGGCAGCACGGACUUGGGGUGCAAGUGCGGAUCCCGGCCGCGUGCCGCUGGGGCCGCUGCAGCCGGGGCAGCAGCCCGAGCCGCGCCGGCGACGUCAACCGAAGGCUUGGCGGCCGCACGGGGAGGAGGCCCAGCGAGAGGCAGAACUGGGGGCGCCGCAGCUGCCGGCACCAGAGCCGCAGGCGGCGCUGGAAGGAGAGGAGGCGCAGCAGGCGUGCGGCCAGGAGGUGGAGCUGCAGCUGGCAGGGGCGCAGGAGGAUGAAGUGCAGCCGCUGCACCAGCCGGUUGAGCAGCGGCUGCCGGACGCAGGCGGUGAGGCAAACCUGGUGCAGGCGCCUGUCAUGGUCAACGAGGCCAGUUGUGAUGCUGCGGGGCACGCGCCGGCAGGUCCGGAUGAUGCGCAUCAGGCUGUCAUGGCGGCCGUGCGCGUCAAGCCAGAGCCGGAGGACUUGGUGGUUGGCGCGGGGGCUGGCGCAGGUGCAGGGGCUGCAGGCGUUGGGCCAAUGUCGCUCGGCUUUGUUGGCGCAGAGGGCGUGGCAGACGUGGAGGCAGGGCAGGGGCGCACGGAGGCGGAUGCGGUCGGGGCCGGCGCGCUGCCGCCGGCCUCGGCUCCUGUCCCUUACAGCGUAGGCUUUCACGGGACGGCUAGCAGCGAGGAGCCAUCACAGCAGGCUGUACUGCGCGCACACCGCCGUGUGGCCGCCAUGCUGCCUGCCCUCAUUGGCAGCGCGACCGAGUCCGCGGAUGAGACCACGCCCGGUGGCGGCGCGGCCGCCGGUCCUCUGAUGCUCCGCUGCAUGGCCGGCUUUGAAGCUGGCGUGGGUGUCGGCUUCGGCGGCGGCGCUGGCGCGGAGCAGCAGUGCGCGGACGGCGGGGCGGUGGAGGGCGCACGCGGUGGAUGCGAUGGCGUGGAUGCCGAGGCAGUUGCGGGACCGGAGGGGGAAAUGAACGCAGGGGCUCUUCCGUUGCCGACAACGGCGGCAGCAGGGAUGCUUAUGGGCGCGCCGCCAGCAGCAGCGCAGAGGACAGCCGCUGUAGGGGAAGAUGCGACGGUGGGGCCUGUUGAGGAGGCGGAGGGUGCAGGUGCCGUGCAACUAAGGCUGGGAAAGGAAGGCGCCAGGGCUGCGCCGCCACCCGCGGCGGCGGCGCUGGGCGCUGGUGCCAAGCGCAGCCGCUUCCAUAUCGUCAUGCCCAUCGCUCCCGCGCCGCUGAAGCUCGGGGCGCGGGGCCGCAGCGCGGGCGCGGCUGCUGGCGGAGGCGCCGAUGCCUCGGAGCCUGGCCAUGUGUAUGCGGCACCUGCAUCAAGUCCUGCGCAUGCCCUUGGCGGCGCUACAUUGCCAGAAGCUGAAGUACAGGACGAGCAGAAGCUGCAGCCGCCGGCAGCGAACGGGCACGCGGCGGGAGCAGGUGGGAAGAAGCAGGCGGCGAAGCCAAGGCAGCGAAAGGCCGUGAAGGACGCCGGGGCUAACGUGGCGGUGGAGGCUGAGGUGGAGAAGCAGGAGCAGCGGCAGCAUCAGUGUCACCGGUCCGCAGGCUCCGAUGCAGCACCGGAGCCCCCUCAGGUGCCGGCGGAUGCUGAGGCGGGGGCGGCCGCCACAGCCGCACCUGCGGAUGUGCCGAAGGCACCGAAGCGGCGGAAGCGCCAGGGCGCUGACGGCGACAAAGGCAGCAAGGCGGCUAUAGCUGAGGCACAAUGUGCCGAGCCCUGCGCUACUGCUGGCGCUCCCGCGCCACCUGAGCCGGUGCCUGAGUUGCGCGCAACAGCGGCAGCGGCACCAGCCGCAGCGGAGGCAGCUGAUUGCCAAGACGCGCAGCCCCUGCGGGCUCAGCCAGCGGCGCCGGCGAAGGGCGCAAAGCGCAAGGCCAAAGCUGCAGCUGCGGCCGCCGCGGUGUCUGUUUUUGAGGACGACAUGGGGGUAGCGGUCCCGCCACCGUCAGCCGGUGAGUACGUUCGUUCUGGCGAAACCGCGCCAGAGGCUGGUCCAACAGGUGACGGCGUGGCUGCCGGUGUGGCCGACGGCCGAGCAGGUGGCGGCGUGCAUGGUGGGAUGACCGGAGCGGCGGCAGGGCUCCAAAACAAGCCGCAGCCGCCGCAGGCACGCGCAGCCAAAGGCACAAAGCGCAAAGCCAGAGCCGUGCCCUCGGCCGCAGCGCCAGCAUCAGCUGUGGCAGCAGCGCAACAGGAGACAGGGGACGCAUCACCGGCGCCGGUGCCGGCUCCUACGCCGGCAACUGUGGCAAAGCCGGCGGCGGACCCUGCGCCAGCAGGCCUCAGGGCUGGUGGGGAAGGCGCUGCCGCGGUGGCUGACAGCGGAGGAGGCGCAGGCGUGGACGGCCAUGGGGCCAGAGACGGCACAAUGGGUGCGCCGGAGGAGGCGAAGGCGCAGCAGCCCAAGGCCAAGCGCCGGCGCGCUGCAGCCCCGAAACUGGAGGAGGGCGUUGCCGCUGCGCGAGAGUUGGAGGCAUGGCCAGAGGCGCGGCCAAAAGCGGUGCCCGACUUGGAAACAGAAGCGGAACCGGAGGCGAAACCGGAGGCUGCUGCGGCAGACGUGGGGGUUGAAGCAAUGGAGGUGGAGGUGGCAGUCGCUGCAGGCGCGGGCGGGAAGGCUAGGGCCAGGUCCAAGGCCGGGGCCAGCAAGAAAGCCAAGGCAGAUGCGGCAGCGGCCGCAGCGGCGGCGGUGACACAGACUGCGGCCGCCGACGCAGACGGCUGCCGGGCUGGCACCGCCGCACCGCCGCCAGGACCUACUCAGUCAGCCAAUGGCAGUGACGGCAAGGGCGCCGCUGCUGCCAUCAGCUCCAAGCGCGCCGGUGGCAAGCGCAGCGCAGGGGAGGCCGGGAUUUCCCCCACCGUCAGCCCGGCAGCGAAGGCAGAUGCUGGCACCUCCGAGGCUGGGGUGGGGGCUGGGGCCGGGAGCCUUUGCGAGCUGACAUUUGCUCUGAGCGGCUUCAGCCGCAGUGAGGACCGAACCAAGUACGGUAACCUGCUCACGAAGCUGGGUCUCACCUAUGUCGGAGCCAACGGCUGGGACCCGCGCAUCACCGCGCUGCUGGCGCCCAGCCUCAAGCGCUCCGACAAGACCGUGUGCGCCAUGGCCGCCGGCGCCUGGCUGCUCACCACAGACUACCUGACUGCACUGCAACGCAACCAGCAGGCGGGCGCAGGCGGUGGUGGCGCAGGCGGCGCAGGUGGAGGAGGCGGAGGCGGGGCAGGAGGAAUGGACCUGCAGAGCUAUGAGCACAGCAAGUGUGAGGACGGGCCAGGCAUCAUCUCCGAAGGCGCGCCUGCGCACUGGCGCAUGCGCUGCGUGGCUCGCGGCUGCGGCGCGGGCGCCCGCGCCUUCGCCGGGAUGUCCUUGCUUGUGCCGGAGGGCCUGGCCAAACCGUUAGACACACUCACCUUGGACUGGAUGCUGGGGGCGGGCGGCGGCCGCUGCGUCACCUACAAGGCCAGCACGGCCGCGGCGGCGGCCGGCGCUGGCGAGGCAGCGGCGCGCGCCGGCUGCCUUGCGGCAGUGGUGCCGCCCGGCUGCAAGCACGAGGCCAAGCUGGUGGCGUCUCUGCAGGCCGCGGGUGUUCCCGUGGUGGACUGCAAGUACGUGGUGGAGUGGGUGGCGCACCCGCACAAGCCCCUAGCUGCACACUUCAGACACGGCACCAGCCCGGGCCCGGCCCUGGCGCAGAUGGAGCGGCAGCGCGGCCAGGUGCAGCCGCCAGGUGGUGGCAGCGGUGCGGCGUGAGGCUGUGGGUGCGGGUGGGUGCAGCUGCUGAAGGUGGCUGGGGGCGCCGCGGCGCCGCGGCGCUGCGAUGACGGCAGCUGUGGGAGAAGGCCUGGCAGGGCGGGGGCUGGAUGGAGCGAGGCAUCUCGAGGCAUGCGGAAGAAACAAGGGGGAAAGAGAGUGGGUUUGGACGGUCGUCGGGGGCUGAGCAGGGAAUGAUCGGGAGGAGGGAUGGUCGUCGGCUGUUGUGCUGGCCAGAGCAUUAGCAAGGGCUUUGGCGCUGGCUGCUUUUACACCAAGAAUGCUCAACCGAUGUCAUGGUUGGCUAGAUUGCAUAGGUUACAAGAGGGACCCGCUCACGCCGUUGGCUAGCUGGCGGCCUCGAAGAGUGGGUAGC
This is a messenger RNA of Chlamydomonas reinhardtii, 6345 nucleotides long. RefSeq lists its product as uncharacterized. Lineage: Eukaryota; Viridiplantae; Chlorophyta; Chlorophyceae; Chlamydomonadales; Chlamydomonadaceae. Bases 114 to 5969 code for a protein of 1951 amino acids. Gene Ontology annotation, biological process: DNA replication initiation; mitotic DNA replication checkpoint signaling; mitotic G2 DNA damage checkpoint signaling. The transcript has 10 exons. The record is from RefSeq and is a predicted model, not a curated record.